GUUUCGUUUUACGAUACCUCCUGCUCGGUAAUGGCGGAGAAACUACCUGUCCAGGCCGACGAGACGAGGAACGAGACCGUGAGGAGAGGUGGCGUAGGGGGGGACAACGGGCGGAAGAAGGCGAUCCCGAAGGGAGUGGUGCUGGACAAGGAUGGCAAACCGUGAGUUUCCACCCGCUCCCGCUUGAUGUACAGCAUCUAAAUCGCGUUAUAAAAGGUAUUGACAUUUAGAAUCUAGCUGCCGCUCAUGCACCAGCUUCCGCGACUGGGCUGAGAUGACCAGGAAAGAAAUCUCCCCCCCUCGAUCCAAAGAACCCCCCUCAACAACACCUGCGGCCGCGACCUCCCUCCCACCGGACUGUCCCCCGGACGUCGAAACCCUCGGCCGCUCAACGUGGACCCUCCUGCAUACCAUAGCCGCUACCUACCCCGCCACCGCGCCCCCGGAAAAGCAGGCCGAGGUGAAGACCUUUAUGAACAUCUUCUCACGGAUAUACCCCUGCUGGGUGUGUGCUGAAGACUUCCAGCACUGGAUCGAGCGCCCGGAGAAUAGGCUUGUGCCCGGCCAGGAAGGGGGACACCUCGGCGGGAGGGCUAGCUUCGGGCAGUGGAUGUGCAGAGCGCAUAACGAAGUUAAUAGGAAGCUGGGGAAGAAUGAGUUUGAUUGUAGGAGGUAUGAGGAGCGGUGGAGGACUGGCUGGGCUGAUGGGAGGUGCGAUUAGAUUAGGUUGGGUCCGGACGUGGGAAAGGGGAGCUAUAGGAGGUGCCAAUAAUUGUAGAUAUUGUGCUACGGGUUAUUGUGUAAAAUAGAGGUAAACCCCGGUUCUCUCU
This is a messenger RNA of Tuber aestivum (summer truffle), 830 nucleotides long. Lineage: Eukaryota; Fungi; Ascomycota; Pezizomycetes; Pezizales; Tuberaceae. The record is from the annotation of a GenBank genome assembly.